AUGUUGAUUGGUAUCCCCUCCAUAGUGACACUCCGUGUCAAAACACCGCCUGCUUAUCCCACCAAGAACCCCAGCACCUCAAGUCCAACCCUCGAGAGCGGCCGUACCGAGGACUUGGCGGGUAGUUCGCGCAAGGCAGCUCCCGUACGUGAUGGUCCAGGAGCCGCCGACACGGGUAAUCCAGGCGAGCGGGGUGGAAUAAUCAGCCUCGUUGAUGCGAAUUUUGAGAAGCUGGAAACCUUGAAGAGUCUGUUCUACAUCGUUCAGACCCCUUCGCAGCACGUUGACACGCUCUAUAUCGUCAAAAAGGCUACAAUGCUUGGCAUGUCGUCGGCAAUUAUCUUUUCGUGGGAAGCUUUUAUUGCAUUGAGGAUUUGGACACCAGUGGUGGUUGGCUUUAUCGGGCUUAACAUGCGUGAUCUGGUGUCUCCCGAGGUCCUUCCUGAGGGCGCAGACGUGCUGGCAGCCGGGCCAUUGGCACUGGUGCCUCCUCGGUCGAAUGCGCCUUGCAUUGCUUCGGAUGCAGACAGAAUUUCCGCUAGAAGGAGUACCAUCCGGGGACGGCGCAGCGAGUUCUGGAAGCAGAUUAUUGAGCACGGCAGGACUUGA
Molecule: messenger RNA, 609 nt
Organism: Hyaloscypha bicolor E
Lineage: Eukaryota; Fungi; Ascomycota; Leotiomycetes; Helotiales; Hyaloscyphaceae
Exons: 6
Coding region: 1-609 (202 amino acids)
Source: RefSeq, a predicted model, not a curated record